This is a messenger RNA of Siniperca chuatsi (mandarin fish), 7519 nucleotides long. Its product is annotated as thyroid adenoma-associated protein homolog. The transcript has 31 exons. Lineage: Eukaryota; Metazoa; Chordata; Actinopteri; Centrarchiformes; Sinipercidae. The record is from RefSeq and is a predicted model, not a curated record. Gene Ontology annotation, biological process: tRNA methylation. Gene Ontology annotation, cellular component: cytosol. The coding region runs from base 100 to 5733 and encodes 1877 amino acids.
GAAUGGUAGAAUUAGAGUUAUGUCACGUGACCAGCGUACCAGCGUGCUGCCAAUGUGUCAGACAAUAUCAAAAGUCUGUACAGUGGAGUUAAUAAAACAAUGUUGUCGUUUGAAGACCUGAUGACAAGUUUGCAAGACUGUGUGAUCACCGAGGAUCAAGCCCCUGAAAAUGUUAGCCAAACACUCAGGCUCUUUAUUGAUAAACUGUCUGAAUCCUCCAGGAGUACUGUGAAAAGAUGUAAGGAGCGAUGUUUAGAGGAGGCUUUCCAGUUGCUGAGACAUAUUCCAGAGGCACAGCUUCAUGUUUUAGAGGAGAGCCAUCUCCUGCUCCUUGUCAGAUUCUUCAUCUCCAUGCAGCUGCAGAUGGUCAACAUCUCCACAGCCUGUCGCAAAGUGGACCAGAUGUUGCAACAUUUGGCAAAGGUGGACCACUCAUUGGUUUUUAGAGAAACCCAUCGCUGUUUGCACACCAUAGUCCAAUCUGACCAGAUAUUGUCUUUUGAGGAUCUGCAGAGAGCCUGCAUGUUCCUGGAAGACAGCACUGUUGGUCGUGAAGUGUGGCGGGAGUCAUACCUGUCUUUGCUGAUGAAAGUCUCCGAGUUAUUCCCUGUUGUAUUGAAACAAGAAUCCCUGAGAGACGGGCCGCUGUGUUACAUUGCUGUCAAGGUGUGUUUGCAAAUAUUUCAGCUGUUGUCCAGUGAAGUUGCUCCUCUAGUGUGGGACAAGGAGCACGGGGGACCAACAGUGCAGACGAUCCUGCAGGCUCUUAUGGACAUUAUACUUGGACAGUGCUACAACAGGGACACUCGUCUUUUGGCAGGCACUGCUGUGGCCAUGCUAAUCAACACAGCACCAGAGAGCAGAGCUGGAGAAGCUGCUGCCUGGAGUCUGCUACAGGUCUCUCACUUAGAGCCCUGGCUGCUGACAGUUGGUGCUCUCCAGGUACAGUGCAACCCUACAAGGAAGGACAGAGUGGACAGGCUGGCUGUGAGCAGGGGCCUCCUGACCUGCUGUCGACCUCACAUCAUGCUCAGUUCACACGUGGAUGCCACAGAAAUGUGUUUACUGCUGAAAGGUUUGUUUCCUCUGGUCUAUGCUUUGUGUGAGGAGAAGCUGGAUUGUCACUACUUUGCCUUCGAAGUAUUAACACUAUGGCUGAAGAAAGUUAAAGAAUGCCUGGCUGAUAUCUGGAAGAUGACAGGCGUUCGCCUUCUGCCUGACAACAGCAACCUGCAGCAAGAGCUCAUUCUCAUUAUCUGGACCAAUGCAGAAAGCCCAGUGGAAGGUGUGUCAGACUUUGUGCGCAGUGCCUUUUGUUUGCUGCUGGACAUCUAUGAGAUGGACUGUGAGCAGUUUUGUGACACAAAGAAGACUCUUUUUUUUACUCUACUUCAGCGAAUAAUCAAACUACCUUGGGAAGCCAAAGCCAAAUAUCAUCGCCUUUGUGCCCUACUGCCAUAUCUGGGUACUGAUAUGGUGCUGGAUCAAUAUGCUGAAAUACCCAAUCAUCUCCUGAAGUGCUUGUCAACCAAUCACCUGUCGCCAUGUGGAUCAGAGCUUUACAAGUGUCUGAUCCAGCAGCAGAGGCGAGAGCUGUGUGAUGGCUCACAAAAGUCUGCUUCACCCCCUGAGCUGGAUCUGGCCAAUCAGUGGGCGAGGCGUUGGCGGCCCGUGCUUCAUGAGGCGCUGACGUCUGAUGUGACUCUUCUACAGAACAACAGCUCAACACACUUAUUACCCUGCACCUUUCACGUCUUCCCCUCUGCUGUGCAUCCUCUGCUGGCCUCUCUGGACCCCUUCGCCCCUGGCCACCUCCACGCCUGGGCCUGCAUUAUGAGCUCCUAUCGAGCCGUGACUGGAGGCUCUCCCUGGGCUCUGCAGGGGAGCUCAACCCUUGAAACCCUCCAGCUAGCUCUCGGAUCUGCAGAUGACAAAGUCCGUCUUGCUGCUCUCAACCUCCUCUGCUGCAGCCCAAAGACCAAAGACACUCCAAUCACCGAGGAGAUGUCAAUAAUGAGGAUGUUUAUUCCUCAGAACCUAAACUGUGAGUCCUCGCCUUUUCGCCAGCAUUUUCAGGCUGGAGUGAAGAAGUUUCUGGUUCGUAUCAGAGACGGCUGCUUGGCACAUGUUAGAGGACAGAAGGGCAAAAAGAAAGGAGAUGCCACCCAUUCAGAGAGGGCACAGGAUAUACUGGAGCAGGGAAUAGGGUUUGUUGAAUGGUUGGGUCAACUUCCAUACAGCUAUCUGGCACCAGGACACAGUUAUCAGAGGAAGAAGACUGCGUUGCUGUUGCUGUCUGCAGUGCUGGAGACCUGCACAGACACCUGGAGCCCAGACAAAAAGAAGGGGCAACCUCCAGCGAAUAUGAGGUCUCUUAUUAACUGUGCCAGACAAAGAGGGCAGUGGGAUUUCGUCUGCAGGACAAAACAGCUGGUCCUUAUCAGCUGUUUAGAAGAUUCUACAAAUGAGAUUCGGGAGCUCUCAGCUGGGUUGUUGUUGAGAUUUUUCCCACCCAGUUUUCCAGAUGAUCUCGCUGCAGUGCUGCUCACGCGAACCAAACAGCUUCUGUGCAGUCCUCGGGUACAGGAGGCUCAGAUGGGAGCACUGAUGAUAAAGGUCCUCCUUCAGAAAUCACAAGACCAGCAUGAGGACUGCAGGCUGAACAGCAACAUUACUGUCAGCAGUGGAAGUAAACCAAAGGCCUCCUGCAUGCUCAAAUUCCUGUUGAAGGAGCUGGAGGAGCACUACCUGACAGCCAAGGCUGACAUGAUGCUUGCUGCCAGGACCAAGCCCAUACACGGUGUUGUAAGUGCUCUUCAGAGGUGUUUGCUUGAGGCACCCAGCAGUGUUUAUGACACACUUGACCACAGUCUGACCACAUUGGUGCUGGGCCUGCUAGAGAAUAUCUCUCUGCUGCUGCUGGGUGUUCUGUAUGGAGACCGGGAUGCUUGUGCCACUGAAAAGGAUGCCCCCCCUUCUUUUUGUGAUAUGGGAAACGCCAUCAGCUCUCUAAUAGCCCAAGCGUCUGGAGGAGACCAAGGGGAUGGAGAGGAGUGUGUCCUGCUAUCUGAAGAGCACAGCCUCGUUCUCACCUGCUGCUGGGUCUCCCUCAAGGAAAUAGGAGUCUUUUUAGGUUCACUGGUGGAGAAAAUUCUCACCGAAUCCAAACCCAGCAAGUGCCUUCUAAAAAAAGGGGAUCUAAUGAAAGCAUCAAAAAUAUUCAAGAAUAUUCUUCUCAAAUGCCGUCACUGGGGGGCAGUAGAGGGAUGCUGUAUAGGCUUCACCAAGUUCUGUGCCUCUCUAUUGAACAGCAAUGAUCCAGAUCUUAGGGAUAUCCCGGCCCACAUGCUGAAACAAGGAUUGCAGGUUGUGCAGUCCCCUCGAUCUACAUCCGUGACCCGGCGGGCUGCAGGGUUGCCUAUGCUCAUCCUGUGUGUCGUGUCAGCAGGGGAGGCCAGUAAAGCAAGACCGCUGUUAGCCCACAGUAUGCAAACCUUACUGGAGACAGCCAAAACCCCUCUACCUGAGAACUGGGACCAAACACUAGACCUGCCACAGGUGUGUGCGGUUCACACUCUGCAGGCCCUGGUGCGUGGUUCAGGUCUGGGAGUAGCUGUCCUUCAGUUUGCUCCUGCUGUUGCCAUGUUGUCACUCACUCUGCUUAGUUCUCCCUGCUGGGCCAUGAGGAAUGCAGCUCUGCAACUUUACAGUUCUCUGUGCUCGCGAAUGCUCGGCCAGCGGCCCAGCAGUGAAGAGGGUGGCCCUACCCAGCAUGGCAUGUCCCCCCUUGCUUUCUUCUUCCACUACCCUGCGCUGCAGCCCUUCCUCCUGGGCGAGCUCAGAGGGGCAGCACAAGACCUCCAGGGUCCAUCUAAUGAGGCCAAGCUACACCUCCAACCCUCGCUCUACCCUGUCCUCACUCUGUUAGCCCAACUACAGCCCGGUGUCCAAGACUCAACAGAAACUUUGUCAGACUUCCUGCCUCCUUUACUCCAGCUGUCUGCCAGUCCUAUUUACAGUGUGAGAGUGAUGGCCUCUAAGGCUUUGGUUGCCAUGACUCCCCCCUCAGAGUACAUGAACAUCCUCAUCAAACUGACGGCUCAACUGCCCAGUCCACAGGAGCGCUGUUGUCACAACGGGCUCCACGGACAACUGCUGCAGAUCAAAGCUAUUCUAGAGAGAGCUCUCUGCACAGACAGUGCCCCUUCAGCUGACCUGUGUGAGGUGCUGAGCAGGGUAGGUGCCUCGCUGUGGUUGGGGACUGAAGCUCAACGCUGCCCCCUAGUGAGAGCGGCCUAUGUCAGGGUGGCACACUCCCUAAGAAGAUUCUGUUGUGAGACCUACCUGUCAAAGCUCAGUGACGCACUCAUGCAUGACCUGCAAACACCUCAACAGGAGCUUCAGGUUGGGUUGUCAUCCCUCCACCAACAAGCCAUCCACUUUCUAUGUGCAGAUCUAAAGUGGGCAUGUCAAAUCUGGGACAACUUCUCUGCAGUGAGCCCUGAUCUGAGGCUCUCAUUGGUUACGUGGGUGGUGGAUGGGCAGGGUUCGCAGCAGACCAGUUUGAAACAGGUGAUCCAGAGGGUGUUGCAGUCAAACCUGAGGGAGGCAUUGUUGAGCCACAGCGUGGAGUACCGCAGAGCCUACCUCGCAGCCCUGGUAGCAGUGAUGGCCGGAGGUGAUUCUACUUUACCACAUCUUCCUCAGUCAGCCCCACUGGAGGAUCAGGUUCUGCCUGAGUGUCUGAAUUUAUUGCUUGGAGACCUGGAGGACCAGCGAGGCGGGCCAGAGUUUCUGUCCCAGGCUCUGUAUGCUGCUAGUCUGCUGCUUUCCCAGUGGUCAGACUCCAGUCUAAAGAUAUCCAUGUUCCAGCGCUGGUGUAGCGUCUUGGAGUGCCAGCGGUCCCCAGAUGCCCCUGAAGUGCUCAGGAUGGCGUGUGCUGAAGCUCUGUGUGUUGGUGGAGUUCCACUACUGAGCCUGAGAGAACACAGCACUCUGCCUGCCAUCAUGAUCAGGUUGAUCAACACAGGUCUGCACUUGCUGCAGGACCAAAGCCAGCAGGUGAGGAUGAAAGCGGCCUGUUUUACCUCCAUGCUGCACCAUGCAAGAAGAGGAAAAAGCCAGAGGAGCGUCUACCUUAUGCAGGUCAACCAGGCUCUGCCACUCCUGCUGGACCUGCUGCUGGAGGAAUGCUGGGAUACUCCAGGCACAUUGGAGGUGCUGCUGUGUAACCUGCCUCCGCCUGACCUCAGAUCUGUGCUGAGAGAGGCUUUCGAGACUGGGUGUUCCAGUCUGUAUGAGCAGGAUGAGGCCAAUGUGUUUGCAGAGCUUUCUGUAAUGUCUGCACAUGUGCUGCCUUACCUGCUGCAGAUGGCUGGAAAAUACUCUGAAUCCUCUGCUUUGGCACAAAGCCUGAGUGCAUGGGCAGAGGCGAGUGCUGCACAGGUGAUAGACAGCCUUGCAGUCUGCAAAGAGCUGCAGCCAGCUGAGACUUUGACCCCGGCCUGGCUGGCUCUCCUCACGGACCCCCGUCAUCACAGCACCCUGUGUGGCCUGUUCACCAGGGCUGCCUUUCUCCUCCGGCUGUUGAAAACAUCUGAUGAUGUACGACACCUUUGUGAUCCUUCAUCCCUGUACAUUAGUUUACAGGAAGUUUGUAGCCUUCUCAGUCAGAACGGUGUCCACUUUCCCUCUGCUGUGACAGCUGCUGUGGCUGGAGAGCUGCCACUAUGACAGUGAGUGCAGGGCUUUUUUCUGUACACUCAAUGAGCAAAGCCUUUUGGCCGUUGAGGCCUGGGAUGAAAUUACCUGUGGAGAUUUCAGGAAUGCUUAUGCCAUCUAAAUGUGCAGCCUUAGUCUUGAACAAGUAUUGCAACUGCUGAUGCUGCAGUACACCAGGCUGACUAAGUUAUGUAAGAGCUCAGUGGCUUCAGUCAGUUGUAUCCAUCAUCAUAUUACCUAUACAGAGAAGAGACCCACUGGGCAUUAGGUCCCAUGUGCACAUGAGGAGGACGGUGUAGCAAAGUAGUUGUUCCUCUGAAGUUCUAGAGGCCUGUUUUUGCUACAACGCUUUUAAAUAAGAGUUUAUAACAUUACAUUUUCUGAAGCUUUAUUCAUUUUUAAAAUAAAGCUUUUUUAUGCAGAGAUACAGCCAGCAGAAUAGCCCCAGGUCAGUCUUUUUGAUCACCAUCCAGAGCAGUGCUCCUUUCCUCUCUUCUAAGUUGUAUGUUUGCCAUGUUUCAGCAGCAAGUGCUCAGACUGAUGCAGUGAUGUAAUGCAACAGCAUCUGGAGAAAUGGGCUGCUUUGUGCCCAGCAGGGGAAUAUAGUGUAUGUUUUAAUGCUCCAUUAGAGGCCUUCUGCCUGGAUAAGUGUCCAUUUUCCAACCACAUGAGGGCUGAAGAUGAUUGACUGGAUCUGAUAGAGAGCUGGCAGUUGCUCCGCAACGGACCACACUAAAGCAGUCUUACAUCAUCAGAUAGCCCACUGCUUUUGUUUGAGAUGGGCGGCUCUCGGUAUUAGACAAACACUGACAUGAAAUGGUUGUCCAUGUUAAUUAAAUGGACAACUUUUAUUUCCUUUUGAUACGGUAUUGUCAGAGGUGAUUAAAUUCUCAAACAAGCUAAUGCUAGAUCAUGAAAGUUGUAGGGAUAAACUGACAUCAACAUUUUUGGACAAACCUUGAAUUAUCUUAUCAAGAAUUCUCCCAAAGUUUGAACUGUGCCACACUUGAUGACACUUGCAGUAUGCAUUUAUUGAUGAAACUGCUGGUGACUGUAUGGCUGUUACCAGACAAAAACAUCAUAUAAUAGCACAGACUGUUUAAAAUACAAAUUGAUGCUUGAACUUUGCUCUACUUCAAGACAAAGGCAAAAAAAAUGUGGCUUGAGCUCUUGACAGCUUGUCAAUAUGCCUGAAAACAGGCACAAUUCUGAUGAAAACACAAUAAUUUUACUUUUUAUUCAUCUAUCAGACUCUCCUUGAUCAAUGUGUGCAAUAUUAUAUCUUCUGCCUCAACCUUGAAAACAAAGUUUGAAAAGUGAGUUUAAAAGCAAGGUUGGAAAUUUCCUGAAGGCAAAGUGUGUAUAAAACUGGAAAAUAACCAUCUGGCUUAAUAAAAGCGUUUGCUAUCGUUACUGAGAGUGCUGAGUCUCUCAGUAAGCCUGCGUCCUGCUAAUUAAAUGAUUAACUAUGGCAACAGGAAACAAGGCCAAGUAAGAACAACCACUUUUAUUGGGUGUGUGUAUGUGUGUACAUGCAUACAGACAUGUGUGCACCAUUUGGAGCAUGAAAGAGUGUUUUUCCACUGUUGUAUCACAAGUAGCCAGCGGGUCCUAGCUUGUCAGGUUAAAAAACCAUCAGUCAAGUGUUUUUUAUUCUUCAAAUGGAAUUAAAGUAACAAUCUUAAUGAAUGAAAUGCUUCUCAAAAGAAGGGUUUUGUCAGUUUAACGGUGUAUUUUGAUUUUUAAACCUUUGCUAUGCUGAAUAUAAUAAAGUGAACUAUUGAGGGUGUUGCAAAAA